Molecule: messenger RNA, 723 nt
Organism: Mycena indigotica
Lineage: Eukaryota; Fungi; Basidiomycota; Agaricomycetes; Agaricales; Mycenaceae
Product: Dolichyl-diphosphooligosaccharide--protein glycosyltransferase subunit 1
Exons: 4
Coding region: 1-723 (240 amino acids)
Biological process (GO): translation; ribosome assembly
Cellular component (GO): ribosome; mitochondrial large ribosomal subunit
Molecular function (GO): structural constituent of ribosome
Source: RefSeq, a predicted model, not a curated record
AUGCUCACUCGGUGGAUUCAGGCUGGCCCUUCGCGCCUAACUCCUGCAUCUCGACGCUAUGAAAGCUCUUUCAGUCCCAUCAGCUGGCUGUCAAAGACCUUUUCUCCCGCUCCUGCAGAACAAGAGGUAGCGAGGGCCAAGACAACGCAAGAAGGCAAGCCCCAGACGCCCACUGCGAAACCUGCGAAAAGCACGAGUAUCUUUGCUCAAGUUGUCCCCUCGCAAGCAACGCCUCAGCCUGCAAAGCCCUUGUCUUCCAAAUAUGAAGUAGCAUUUCAAAAAUCCACAACCGCACCGUUCAUAAUAUCGCAUCGGAAACUUAACAAGUUGGGCCGACAAAUAGCAGGCAAACCUAUUGACUAUGCUAUCCUGCAAAUGCAAUUCAGUAACAAGCGCGCCAGCUCGAAAAUCAAGGACUUGCUCCUUGAGGCUAAGCAGAGGGCCGUGCGCCUCAGGAAGAUGGAUGAGCCUACGCUCGUCGUUGCUGAGGCCUGGGUAAGCAAGCGGGCGAAAAGGUCUAGGAAAAUGGUAGCCCAAGGACGUGGUCAUCGUGGUGUUCGAACUAAACCAAGUUCGAGCAUAACGGUAGUAUUGAAGGAAGGCAAAACGGUUGAGCAGCUUAAGGCUGAAGCCAGGAAGCGGAAAUUGAGUAGAAUAGUCUCUUCAGCGGUUACACGAGAGGAUGUGCCUCUACGAAAUGUUGGAUCUGCUUGGGCCUGGUAG